AUGACAAGGGAAUACAUUAUAGAUAAAAUAAUAGCAAAAGAGGAUACCGUAAUACCACCGAAAACAAUAGCUAACAUUAAAUUUAAAACUAAUAUGGGGGCAAUAAAUGAACAAUUAACUAUACAUCCAGUGGACCGUUUAAGCCAAAACCAAUAUUUAAAAUUGGAAACAAAUAUUCUAGACAAAAACAUUAAAGAAAUCCAGGUGUACAAUUUUUCAAAUCUAUAUACAAGAAUAUAUGAAGGCACCAUAAUAGGAACAAUAGAAUAUAAAAAGAAAGAUGGUUUAUUAAUAAUUAAUGAAACAAGUAAAGACAUCAUCGACAGACAAGGUACGGUCAUUAAAAUUUCAAAUGACUUAACUAAUAAACAGAGAGAGAAGGCAACACUAUUAAUAAGUAAAUACCAACAUUUGUUUACCUCUGAACAAUUGGAAUUAAAUUGUGCCAAAGUGAAAGAGUGUGAGGUUAAUUUAGACUCAAAGGACCCGGUUUUCCAAGCACCAUAUAGAGUUUCUCCAAAACAAAGAGAAAAAUUGAAAAACAUAAUUGAUGAAAUGACAAGAGCAGAUAUUAUAGAACCCAGUAAGAGCAGUUAUGCAGCGCCAGUAUUUCUUAUACCUAAAAAACAGAAAGGAGAAUACCGUUUCUUAGUGGAUUUUAGGAAACUCAACGAACAAACGAUAAACGAUAGACACCCUAUUCCUCGUGCACAAGACAUAUUUAGAGCAUUAGAAGGAGCUAAAUAUUUUUCUACCGUUGACAUGGCCCAGGGUUAUUUUCAAAUUCCGGUAAGGAAAGAGGACCACGCCAAAUUAGUAUUCACUACGGAUUCUGGAUUAUUUCAAUUUAAACGAAUACCACAAGGGUGGAAAAAUUCGGCACCAAUUUUCCAAAGAACAAUCAAUAACAUUUUUAGUGAUUAUUUGUAUAGAUCAAUAGUAGCUUAUUUAGACGACAAAUGUUGUUUCGCAGAUGAGUUUGAAAAGGCACUAUGUAAUUUAGAAAAAAUGUUUAUAAAGAAAUAUAGCAGCUGUAAAAAAAUUUCCUAA
Molecule: messenger RNA, 1050 nt
Organism: Macrosiphum euphorbiae (potato aphid)
Lineage: Eukaryota; Metazoa; Arthropoda; Insecta; Hemiptera; Aphididae
Source: the annotation of a GenBank genome assembly